CGCUUGAGGAGAGGCGUGGCGAUGACGACGACAAUCCCCCGCAUGGCCCGGGAGCUGAGCUCUGACGCUUGCAACGCGGGCCUAUGAAGAUGAGUUUUAUUGGCGAUCUCGUGCGUCGACACAAUGGUGCCCUUCGCCCCAUUGUUCCUCCACGAGCUGCGGCGGCGCCGCUUGUCCAUGUCUCCGAGGACUCCAUAAGUGAUGGGCCGAGCGAGGAGCAACACCCGUCACUUGGCAACGUAGCACAAAAGACAAUUUCGGUUCAUGAUGGAGCAGUGGACGAGAAGCCUGCAGUACGUGGCGCAGGGGAGGAGACAGGUCUGACAAUCCACACUGUAGACGGAGGCACUCUCCCACUUUCACGCAGUCCGUUGCUCUGUGGUGGCGUGGGCGAGCCCGACGUCGAGAUGAAGGUGAUGGAGGCGAUGUCAUUUGGAUGUGGAACUACGACGAUGACAGACGCAGAUCCGCAAGCCGCGCAGGCGAGUGGACCUCCAGCCACAGAUGUCACAGGGCCCGUUCAGGGACCGUCCGGACGUACGUCCACCGACGUGGUUUCCCACAAAGUCAUUCUCCGUUUGGAAGAUGGCGAGAUCACCCCAGUGACGACACGCACAAGAAACGAGGAUGUUUGCCCCACCGGGAGUCGUCGUCGGACUGGCGACCUGCUCUCCAUAGGCUCCGCGCUCGACAACAUCCCCGACAUCCGCACGCUUAUAUCGCAGACACUGCCGCACGUGCAGCCCCCUCCCCUCGACGGUGGGACCACCCGUGAUACAGGAGGAGGGGAUAUCGGCCUCACGUGCCCCCCCCAGAGUCUUCCUCGCACAUGCAACAUGCUCGCCAUGGAUUCGGUGCUAGACGACAUCCAUGACGGAGGAGAGAGAGGGGAUGACGAGUUUGGUGGAAACACAUUGAUUUCACCACUGUUGCUACGCAUACCUCCUCCUUACCUUGAUGGUGGGCCCACCCGCGACGCAGGAGACAGAGGGUUUGACGAGUUCAACAGAGACACGAUACUUCCUCCAAUACACUCCAUGACCCCAACCGUAUUUCGGAAUGUCGUCCAGGUAUAUGAGAAUGUAUUCUUCAAGGAUAUCCCUGAAGAUGUCGUUCAUCACCGUUCAGAAGGUGGCGGGUGCAUUGGUGAGGCCGAAUGGCAUCACCGUGAACUCAUAGUGACCGAAGCGCGACCGAAAGGUGGUCUUCGGCUGGUCCUCUGUGCCUACGUGGAUCUGGUGGUAACCGCUACGAAGAUCGAUCUUCGUGAAAAAGAGGUUGUCUGCCAGACAGUCAAACAACUCAUCCGCUCGAGGCAUGAGAUAGAUGUUCUUAACGAUGUAACGGUUAGGACCGUGACAGUCAAUGCAGAGGCGAAGGGUUCCGUCCGCUUUGCGAGCAAAGAGGACGGGUCCACCCCAAGGGGAGUUGUUCGUUUUGAGAAUGAGUAUCUCGGUCGCCCAUUCGGCCUCUGUGCCACGGAACCGACGAGACCACGGAGUGCUAAGGAUAAAGUUGUACCCAGUCUCCAGCACGUCGAAGUAUGCGGAGGAAUGGUAGCGCCGAGGCGCCUGGGUACUAUUCGAUGGUUGGAGGGUGAGGGAGAAGUGGAGAUCAGGGACCGUCUGAUCAAAGAGGCGUUGCGUCUUGUUAUCCCCGAGGGUAACGGAGAUAGGAGAGCGGGACCUAGAGACUUUGUUAUGCUGGCUUAUCGAAAGCCUCUUUACGGAGAUCGUUUUCUUGAGGUUUCCUACAUUUACUCUGGUGUGAGAGGGCGUAUUGAGAUAUUGAUUGGAGCUUCAGGUGAUAUCAUUCUUGCGGAGGAGCUUUAUCUCAGAAGUGUCGCAGACGAGGAGAUGGCAAAAUGCAUAGCCUAUAUCUGCAAGAUCGAUCCAGCAACGCCUAUCGAGAUCAGCUAUGUGGUUUCGGAGUCUGUAGCGACGCAGGUUCUCAAUGACGAGGUGCCAGAUAUGAAGUCCCAGACGACAGCACUUUCUCACGAGGGGGUACCGCUUAUUAUCAUUGAUCGAGGAGGUGGAGGGAACAGAACGAUGGUGGGGAUGCAAGGGUUGGUGGAUACGGCGGUAGAGGUGGUAGGAGUGGAGGAGGUCGGCGGGGGGGUGUUGCAAGAGGCGGCUGUGGAGGUUGGAGUGGUUUGCACUGUGGAGGUUGGAGUAGUUUGCGUGGUGGUGACGACCGUGAUGGGGGGGGUGGUCCCUUCGAGCGUGGUGACUCGGUCGCGUAAGGAUGACACGUCGACCUUUAUGUCGUCGAGAGAGGCGGUGACGGAGUUAAGUGCGUGGAGGAUAGCAGAGAGGUCGGGGGUGGCGGUGUUUGCUGGUGGUUGUUCGCCGGUGAGGUUGCGGGCGAUGCUAUCGACUGAGUCGGCGCGGAGAGAGCCCAUGUUGAUGCUGGAAGCACCGUCGGCCAUUGGGGUGGACGAAUGUGAGGCGGCGGGGGAAGACGGGGAGGAGGAAGUAACAGCAGCAGGGGAGGCGGUAGCAGCAACAGCGGCAAUGGCAGCAGCGGCGUUGGCGGCGGCGCGUUGGGAGUUUCUGGUGCUGCGGGUCAUGCGGAGAGUGGGGGGGGGUAGAAAGGGAGCUUAGGGGUUCGGUAGCAUACAAAUACAAAUUUGUUAGAAUUUUUUUUUUUUUUUUUUUUUAAGAAAUUUUCAGAAAAUAAAAAUAUUUAAAGAUUUUCAAAAUUGCAUUGCAAAAAGAAAAAUUUCAGAAACGAAUAAUUGCCGAAUUAUUUUCGAAUUUAAUUUACAAAAUAGAUGGAUUUAAAUUUAAUUUUUGAAAAUAAUUAAUUCAAUUAAUUUCGUAAUUUUAAACUUUAUUUAGGUAGAAAAGGAUAUUGUCAGAUUUAUUGAAAUUUUGGGAGUAAAAUUUUUCGAAUUAA
Molecule: messenger RNA, 2901 nt
Organism: Chara braunii
Lineage: Eukaryota; Viridiplantae; Streptophyta; Charophyceae; Charales; Characeae
Source: the annotation of a GenBank genome assembly